AUGGCAACAAAUCGUGCUCCAGACGUGGGACAUCAGUUAAUGGAUAAUAUCAAAAAUACUGUACUCAUACCAGUACGAUUAAUAGAACGAAUUAUACCAGAUAUAAUAUUAAAAACCCUUUCUACUGGUGACUCCAACAACAAUAACAUCAGUACUAAUUCUGUCACGAUUAUUUCUGAUGAUGUUCAGACGACAAAUAAUUCUAAUCUAACAUUAAAAUAUUCCCCUCAAUUAUCAACUCAUUCCAGUAAUAAAGAUUGUGAUAGUCAACCUAUUUCAUUAUCAUCAAAUUAUCCAGCAAUAUCAAAUACAAUGCAAAAUACAGCUAGUUCAUCUAAUUUAGGUGCUAUAGGUACGGGUAUUGUACCACCACCAAUGCAUUAUCAACAACAACAACAACCGCAAUAUAUGCAAUCAACAACACCAUCAGUUGCUAAUGGAAAAGAUGAAAUGCGUGGAUGGUUAUAUAAAUGGACAAAUUAUUUAAAAGGUUACCAAAAACGUUGGUUUGUUUUACAAGCUGGAAUCUUAUCAUAUUAUCGUUCACAAGAUGAAAUGACUCAUACAUGUCGUGGUACAGUUUAUCUUGAAUCAGCACAAUUAUCAUCAAAUGAUUCAUGUCAUUUUGUUAUAUCAAAUGGUUCAACUAUAAUACAUUUACGUACAAAUAAUGAAAAUGAUAAACAACGUUGGAUGAAUGCAUUAGAAUUAGCUAAACAAAAAGCAAUAAAAGUACGUAAACAAUAUCAAGAUUCAGAUGAUGAAGGAUUAAUAAAUGAUGAUUUAAAUAAACAACAAAAUUCAAAUGAUCAAACAAAACAAACAACAGAUCGAGUUGAAUUAGCAACAAUGAAUAAAACAUUAGAUGCAAAAUUAGAUGAUCUUAAAAUGUGUAUGGAUUUAAUAAAUCGUCAUUAUCAAGCACUUCAUCGAACACUUGCAGAUCUUGAACAAAUUGAUAAAUCCGAAGCAACUUUAAUUACAAUUAAAAGUGUUAAUGAACGUGCUACAUUAUUUCGUAUUACAUCAACAGCAAUGCUUAAUGCAUGUCAAGAAUUAGUACAAAUAAUUCAAAAACAAGGUCGUAAAUGGCAAAAAGCUAUUCAAUUUGAACGUGAUGCACGUAUACGUAUGGAACGUAUGUGUGAACAAGUUGCAUCACAAAGUGCAAAAUUAGAAAAAAAAAUACAACGUGCAUCACGUAAAGAUCAAAAUGCAAUAAAACCAUCUGAUAUACGUAAUACUAAUGAAGAUAGUUAUUCAUCUGAUAGUGACGAAUUCCAUGAUGCUGAAAGUGUUUUUCGUAUUCCAUUUCAACAACAUACAGCAAAUAAUGAAAAUCAACCAACACAUAUUGUUGAUGAUGAUGUUAGUUCAUAUGGUGAUGAGGAUGAUGAUGAAAGUGAAUCAGAAGAACAAGAAGAAGAAAAUUUACCUGUAGUUAUUGUAAAAAGAUCAAAAAAACCCGAUACAAUGAAUCAUAUUCCAUCACCAGCACCUGUACUUAAAACUACAAAUAAUAUUCAAAAAUCUACUAUACUAAAACGUAAACGUCGUGAUCGUAUUCCCGAACGUCCAAAUCAUAGUAUUAAUUUAUGGAGUAUAAUAAAAAAUUGUGUUGGAAAAGAUUUAUCAAAAAUUCCCAUACCAGUUAAUUUUAGUGAACCUUUAUCAAUGUUACAACGUAUAACUGAAGAACUUGAAUAUAGUUCUGUACUUGAUGCAGCAGCUAAAACAAAUAAUAAUUGGGAACAAUUAGCAUAUGUUGCUGCAUUUACAGUUUCAUCAUAUUCAACAACAGCAACACGAAAUAAUAAACCAUUUAAUCCAAUACUUGGUGAAACAUUUGAAUGUGAUAGAACAGAUGAUCUUGGUUGGAGAUCAAUGGCUGAACAAGUUAGUCAUCAUCCACCAGCUGUUGCAACACAUUCUGAAGGACAAGGUUGGACAUUAUAUCAGGAAUUUACUAUGGCAUCAAAAUUUCGUGGGCAAUAUUUAAGUAUAACACCAAUGGGUUAUUCUCAUCUUGUAUUUAAAAAUACUGGUAAUCAUUUUACAUGGAAAAAAGUAACUACACUUGUUAAUAAUAUAAUUGUUGGUAAACUAUGGAUAGAUAAUGUAGGUGAAAUGGAUAUAAUUAAUCAUACAACAAAAGAUAUAUGUAAAUUAAAAUAUUUUCAAUAUAGUUAUUUUUCAAAAGAUGUUCCACAUAAAGUAACCGGUGUUAUAACUGAUUCAAAUUCUCAAGCCCGAUGGGUAUUAUCUGGUACAUGGACAGGAAAAAUUGAAGGUGGUCCUGUUGAAUCAACAUCAGAUCGUCAUACACAUUCUCAUCAUAUGGAAACACAUAAUAUGAAAGUACUAUGGCAACGGAAAAUGCCACCAGCAUAUAUGGAAAAAAUGUAUAAUUUUACUGAAUUAGCUAUUGAAUUAAAUGAAAAUGAAUCAGAUGUUGCACCAACUGAUUCUCGUCGUCGUCCCGAUCAACGUUUAAUGGAAGAAGGACGUUGGGAUGAAGCUAAUCAAGAAAAAUUACGUCUUGAAGAUAAACAACGACAUUCAAGAAAAAUUCGUGAAACACAAGGAAAUGGAAUUGAUAUAUUUAAACCGAAAUGGUUUGUUAAACAAUUUGAUUCAAUGACUCAUUCAGACAUGCAUAUAUUUACAAAUGAAUAUUGGGAAGCGAAAUUAAAACAAGAUUGGUCUAGAUGUGAUGAUAUAUUUUAA
Messenger RNA from Rotaria sordida, 2727 nucleotides. Lineage: Eukaryota; Metazoa; Rotifera; Eurotatoria; Philodinida; Philodinidae. The record is from the annotation of a GenBank genome assembly.